AUGAGUCGUAGAUUUAUAGGACCGUAUGAAAUUAUUGAGAGAGUGGGACCAGUUGCUUAUCGUCUAGCUCUACCACCAGAAUUGCAAAAGAUUAAUGACGUAUUUGAUGUGUCAAUGCUCAGACGAGACCGUUCUGACUCAUAUCAUGUGAUUUUGGUAGAAGAAAUUGAAGUUAAACAUGAUUUGACUUAUGAGGAAGAACCGGUGAAAAUCUUAUCUCAAGAAGUGAACGAGCUAAGAAAUAGGCGUGUACCACUGGUGAAAGUUCUAUGGCGUAAUCAUAAUAUAGGAAAAGCGACCUGGAAACUAGAGGAAACAAUGAAAUCCCAAUACCCUUAUCUUUUUCCAGCUAUUGACAAUCCGGUUUCUUCAAAAGCGAAGGAAAAAGCUAAAGUCACCGACGAGUAG
This is a messenger RNA of Gossypium arboreum, 408 nucleotides long. RefSeq lists its product as uncharacterized. NCBI's taxonomy places the organism in Eukaryota, Viridiplantae, Streptophyta, Magnoliopsida, Malvales, Malvaceae. The record is from RefSeq and is a predicted model, not a curated record. The transcript has 2 exons. The coding region runs from base 1 to 408 and encodes 135 amino acids.